AUGUCGGAACAGAGGCCACGCAGACAGGAGGAGUCCAACUCGGGCUUCAAAGGUGCCCUUCAGGGUCUUGCAGUCUUCUUGGUGGCCCAGUUUGCCAUCAACCAGUACAUGGGAAGUAAGGACAAGGCCGACACCCCCAGCGUGAAUUCUGGUGGCAUCCCCGCUUUUGCCGAUCGCCCCGAUCCCAGUGAAAUCGCCGAGCGCAGUGCUCUCCCCGAGGUCAUCGCCCCGAUCUGGCCCUCCGACAGCGCUGUCGAUAUCAGUGUUUAUGUAACCCCCUCUAUCAUUGUGCCCAACUUCAAGUCGCCGGACGGUGUUCUUGUGGUGGACGAGAAGAACUUCACCAUUGGAAACUACAGCGAUACUCGCGAAAUCGACACCACCAUCAAGGUCCCAAAGCAGGUCCAACAGAAUGGAACUCUAUGGGCUCACUUCUUUUUGGCUCGCACCGGAUACCCGUUAGACCCCGCCGCUAAGGACUACAACACUGCUGAUGCAGUCCAUUUCCUUCGACCUUUGAACCAGUACCUUCCCAAGAAGAAGGUCAAGAAGCUGAAGAACCUUCUGUCGGGCCCCGAGGAUGAGCAAGACCAGGAGGAAGAUAACACCCCGGAAAUUUCAACUAUGUCAUACUACCACCCCAACUUCACCCUGUCCCUGAUCCCAGACUCCGGAACUCAGAAAUUGGCGCAGAUGAACCCCGCAGUUCGCCAGUAUGUGCAGCUGGAGCGGACCGGUGCCCGCGAUGCCAGUGGAAAGAAUGGAUGGUACUACCCGAUCGCUUUCGUCAACACUUUUUGGCAACUGAAGACCCACAUGACUGAGUUGAACUCUACCGUUGAGACCGUGCCGUUGCAUAUCACUCUCAACAACAUGGCGAACUGGAAGUUCAACAUCCUUAGCAGUGUUGAUGAAGGCUCGAAGCAAAGUUCUCGCCAGGCUGCCUACGGCAAGCCUCCUCCCGGUGGUGGAGAUGGAACCGAGUGGGAGAUGGUGAAGGAGAUUCUCUUGGAUACGAACAUUUGGCUUCUCUGCACCACGGGUGUGGUCACUGUCCUCCACAUGUUGUUUGAGACUUUGGCCUUCAAGAACGAUAUUGCCCACUGGCGCAAGAAGAAGGACGUUGUUGGUACUUCAGUUCGGACAAUCUUGGCCAACGUCUUCAUGCAGGCUGUUAUCUUCCUCUACCUCAUGGACAACAGUGAUAACACCUCUUGGAUGAUUCUGGCUAGUCAAGGAUUUGGUAUUCUUCUGGAAUUCUGGAAGAUCACCAAGACCGUCGACGUUCGUUUGCGCCCGCCGCCAGCUAGCUCUAAGUUGUCGUUCUUGCCUUAUGUGAUUGUGUUUGAGGACAAGCACAAGCUUAGCGAGACCGAGGAAAAGACCAAGGAGUACGAUGAGAUUGCCUUCCGCUACCUGUACAUUUUGGCUGUUCCCCUUCUGCUCGCAUACGCCGCGUACAGCUUGGUCUACAACACCCACAAGUCAUGGUACUCUUACGUUAUCCAGACCCUGGUGGGUAGUGUCUACGCCUACGGCUUCCUCAUGAUGGUCCCCAGUCUCUACAUCAACUACCGGUUGAAGUCUGUUGCCCACAUGCCCGGAAAGGCGUUAACCUACAAGUUCCUGAACACCUUCAUCGACGAUCUCUUCGCUUUCACCGUCAAGAUGCCUUGGCUCCACCGCCUGGCUACUCUCCGCGACGAUGUCAUCUUCUUCGUCUGGCUCUAUCAGGGCUGGAAGUACAAGGUUGACUACAAGCGCGUCAACGAGUUCGGCCAGGGAGGUGAUAGUGAUGAGGAGGAAGAACCUACUCCUGCUAUUGAAGGGGACAAGAAGGAGGAAGUGGCUACCCAAUCCUCUUCCAAGGCUACCUCCAAGUCAUCUACCCGCAAAAGGAAAUGA
Molecule: messenger RNA, 1905 nt
Organism: Penicillium crustosum
Lineage: Eukaryota; Fungi; Ascomycota; Eurotiomycetes; Eurotiales; Aspergillaceae
Product: CLPTM1 family protein
Exons: 3
Coding region: 1-1905 (634 amino acids)
Cellular component (GO): endomembrane system; membrane
Source: RefSeq, a predicted model, not a curated record